UCGAUACAAAUUUUGCUUAAAAACUAAAGAAAAUGGUGAUCCUCUUAGUUAAGCGUGGUGAUGAAAACCAGUUUCUCUAUGAGACUGACGUGGAGAAACCCGUCGAUGAAGUAGUCAAAAAUGUGGUGGCGAUCUUCAAUGGGAGGUUGAAGGUGACCAGGAUCUGCUAUGAGCUGGAAGAGCUCAGAGACCAUGGGACCUUUCUGCCGUCGGAGAUGCAAGGGUUGAAUGAUGAUCAGAUCAAAGAACUAAAGCUAGAAGACCCAUGGGCCAAGCGUUGUGCUCCUCAAGGCUACGUGGAACACAAGGACGAGAUGGGGAGGCGCUGUGGGCUGGCCCCACCCCCCAAUCUUCAGGAGGUGCUGAAGAAAGCCGCUGAGACUGCCAAGGAAAUUAUUGAUAAGAAACAUGUAGACCUACGUGAGUAUGUGACCCAAAAAGAUGUGGCCAGAGCAUUGGACGAGCUUCGAGGGGCGACCAAAAUAGUGUUCCCCGCUGGUCUCCCGCCCCAUGAUCCAGUCAGGAUGGAGCUGGAUAACGUGGAAGACCUGUCUGGCACGCAGGCUGCAAACGAGGUUAUAGAUCCGGUCAAAGCUUGCCUUUGGGCUUGCGGGAAGAAAUUCUUGAGCGGGAACAAAUUGAGUGAUCAUUUGGGCAAAAACAACAAAUGCAAGGUGACAGUGAAACUCUGCUCCACCACGGAAAACGCGCCGGGUCGUGAGCCAAUCAUGAGCGAGGAUGAGAGGAAACAGCUGAUGCUUCACGCUUACCGCAAGCAGGAGGAGUGGAAGAAGCUGGAACAAGACGAAGAUGACCACUAUUUGGACUCCAAAUGGGCCGAUGGCCAGAAUUUGAAGAGGCAGUUCCAUGGACUGAACGAUAUUUCUUGGAAACCGGUUGUGAAGAAGUAACUUGUCUUUCUCAUCUUGGCGUUCAUAUUCCGUCACAAUGCUUUGGGCACUGGAGUCUAAAUUUUACCUUCAACUUUGUCCAGUUAGCGGCGUAUUCAGU
Molecule: messenger RNA, 1011 nt
Organism: Amyelois transitella
Lineage: Eukaryota; Metazoa; Arthropoda; Insecta; Lepidoptera; Pyralidae
Product: cilia- and flagella-associated protein 298-A
Exons: 4
Coding region: 33-911 (292 amino acids)
Biological process (GO): regulation of cilium movement
Source: RefSeq, a predicted model, not a curated record